Messenger RNA from Pseudocercospora fijiensis CIRAD86, 1673 nucleotides. RefSeq lists its product as uncharacterized. The annotation marks the transcript as partial. The transcript has 3 exons. Gene Ontology annotation, molecular function: iron ion binding; monooxygenase activity; heme binding. The record is from RefSeq and is a predicted model, not a curated record. NCBI's taxonomy places the organism in Eukaryota, Fungi, Ascomycota, Dothideomycetes, Mycosphaerellales, Mycosphaerellaceae.
UCAUGGCGAACGCACCUCUGUCGACCGGGACAGCAAGCUUAGGCAGCUUUGCCGUGGGAACUGCACUCUACUGGCUGUACUUCAAUCGCUACGAGACACAUCUUCAUGCCUUUACCUACGUUGUCACCUUUCUGGCUUCAUACACUGCACUAGCAGUCGUUCUGAUCAAUACCUACUCUAACACCAUUUUGGCAUCUGCAGCUUUCACAAAUGUGGUCGCUGCUUCAUGCCUCAUCGGAAUAUAUGGCAACCUACUCUUCUAUCGACUAUUUCUCAACCCAUUGAACAAAUUCCCAGGGCCGUACGGCGCAAGAAUAUCGCAGUUUUGGUGGUCAUUCCAGCUGGGCAAAGCAGAUGGCUACUACCACCUUUCUGAUUGGCACAAAAAAUAUGGCAAAUACGUACGAGUGGGCUCUCAUAAUCUUUCCAUCACCGACCCAGAAAUUAUGGAGCUUGCCUAUGGGUCAAAGUCAAGAGUAGGCAAGGCUAUUUGGUACGAUAACGACAAGCCCCUGACAUCAAUGCACACCACUCGAGAUCGGGGCCUUCAUGACCGGAGAAGACGGGUCUGGGCUCCAGCUUUCUCCGAAAAGGCUCUGCGAGACUAUGAGACGGAGAUCCAAAGAUUGAACGACAAGUUUAUCAACCAAAUGGUCAACCACGAGGGCAGUCCUGCCAACCUCACGAAAUGGUUCAACCUGUUCUCUUUUGAUGCUAUGGGCCUACUUGCUUUUGGCCGUGACUAUGGUAUGCUUGACAAGGGAGAGAAGCCACAUGAAUUAGAGAUGCUGGACGAAGGCAUGCAACCGCUUGCAUAUCGAAUGCCAUCGUGGUUUUUCCGCCUGCUUACGCAUAUUCCGGCCGCAGCUGCCGGCUAUCAAAAGUUCGUGAAAUUCUGCAUUGAUGAGCUUACGUGGCGUGUAAAGAAUGCUGGCGAGACCAAACGUGAGUCUGAUAUCAUGGGCUGGUUAUUGAAGGCGUACAAGGACGUUCCCCAUCCAGAGCGAGACCCUAUGCUGCAAGCUGAUGCCCGUCUCAUCAUUGUCGCCGGGUCGGAUACCACUGCUGCAACGUUCACCUAUCUGUUCUAUCAUCUUGCUCAACACCCUGAAAUUGUUCAGAAGCUACGAGAAGAGCUCGAGCCGUUGAUGCAAGGUAACUGGCAAGAAAAGGACAUUCGAGGAGCACAAUGUCUGAAUGGUUGUAUCAACGAAUCGCUGCGCCUGCACCCUCCAGUCCCAUCUGGCGUUGAGCGUGUGACUCCACCCGAGGGCCUACAAGUCGGUGAAACAUACAUCCCUGGCAACGUGACAUUCUUCACACCUAUGUAUUGCAUGGGACGAGAUCCUGACAUCUACGCCGAGCCAGAAAAGUUCUUACCCGAACGAUGGUACAGCCAAGAGGACAAGGUCAAACACAAGGACGCUUUCGCUCCAUUCUCCAUGGGUCCAUUUGGAUGCAUCGGCAAGAACUUAGCACUUAUGGAAUUGCGAACACUCACAGCUCGCAUAAUUACCACUUUCGACGCCAAGCUAGCGCCUGGUGAAGACGGAUCAAGAAUUCUAGGCAAGACCAAAGACCACUUCACAGUCGACCUCGGGGAUAUGGAAGUCGUGUUCUCGCAGCGAACAUCAGACACUUUGCAACCGGCCCUCGCGAGACGCAAGCAUUGA